This is a messenger RNA of Echinococcus granulosus, 651 nucleotides long. RefSeq lists its product as hypothetical. The record is from RefSeq and is a predicted model, not a curated record. Lineage: Eukaryota; Metazoa; Platyhelminthes; Cestoda; Cyclophyllidea; Taeniidae. The transcript is spliced from 3 exons. Bases 1 to 651 code for a protein of 216 amino acids.
AUGCAUGUUUCAAACGGUAUUGGUGAACCGGUGUUUCCGCCACCAAUGGAUGCUCCACAUAUCCCAAUUCCUCGGCCACCACCACCUCCGCCGCCACCACCGCCGCCACCAUUACAACAGCAUCAAGUUAUUUCUCCACACACGAUUGAAUUUAUUCAAUCGCGUCAAGCUAUCAUACCCAUUUCGUCAUACUAUUCGCAACAGAGUUUUUGCAAUGGGAGUGGUGGAGCUGGGGUGAAUAUAAAUGCAUUGUUGCAUUCCUCAUUGUUGGGUGAUUUUACACCACAAUCAAGAUGGUGGCUCGACGUCGUAGAUUUAGGAGUUUCAGCGAUUCCAUCCAGGAAGGAACCACAUUCAACAAGUGAAACUGGAAAAGCUGUAAGUUCCUUUUGUUUUUAUAAAUACCAUCCAUCUUUUCAUUCCCCUCAGAUCGUAUCUCCAUCUUGGCCAAGCGGCCCUUCUAAAGUUCAACAAUAUGUCUUCAUUCAUACCGCUGUAGCUUAUUACGACUUCAUAGUAGCCACCAGACGUCAAAUUUGGCAACACCGAAAAGUGGACUCGACCCAUGAAGUGAAACAUUCUGACUCAAAACCAAGUCUUAACAUCGAAGAAGGAAGGCUUCUGCCACAAGUAAAAACAGGAGAACCGUAA